UCACCACAAUAGAACACUCACUAUCACUCACCCCCACACAUCCUCAAAUCAACACACACCCUCAACCCUAUCUUGCCCCACCCUCCCCGUUGUUGCCUCUUGAUCCAGCUUCACACACCUGCUCUGCUUUGUUUGAUGUCUGAAGACUGGUGCGAUGUAGAACUACAGGGCAGCGAACUGAUCCACACAGCGCUUUUCUUUUUGCUUCUCUGACUCCUUCAACUUCCCUCACCCUCUUUAAAUAUUGAAGGAACAGAAAAAUCCGAUAUUUGGACGUCUUUUACGACAGCGAAAUCCCUGAUCUGUCACUGCGACCAAUAAUGAACCGACGAGCCGCACCGAGCACCUCGUUCAGCCCCACCAAGAUCCCAAAUGCAGCAACUACACCGGGCAAAAACCAAACUGGAAGCCACGGUGCUAAUAAGUUCAUGAAUGAGCUACGGAGCAUCCACAAACCGUCCUGGGCUACAGCCGCCCUUUGCAUCGUCAGUUUGUGCAUGGUGCUGUCAUGUGUUCUUUGCAUCUGGAAAAAAUGCUUGAUAAAGAAGGACAAGGACAAAGAAAAGGACAAGAAGAAAGGAAAAGAGAAAAUCAAGGGAGGUUUUGACACUGAAAUGGAUGGGGGUCACAGCGAGCCCGCAAAAGAUGAAAUGGUCACAGAAACAAAGCUUUCAAAACAUGAGCCCAAGGAGGACGAGAAGCUCGGCCGACUUCACUUCACAUUAGACUACAACUUCACCGAAAAUUCGCUAGUGGUCGGCCUCUUGGAGGCUUCAGAGCUUCCUGCAAUGGAUGUGGGCGGCAGCUCCGACCCUUAUGUUAAACUCUACCUGCUCCCAGACAAGAAGAAAAAGUUUGAAACUAAGGUCCACAGGAAGACGCUGGAACCAAACUUCAAUGAAACCUUCACAUUUAAGGUACCAUAUACGGACUUGGGCGGAAAAACCCUUGUGAUGACUGUGUAUGACUUCGACCGGUUCUCAAAGCACGACGCAAUCGGGGCAAUAAAGAUACCGAUGAGCAGCAUAGACUUCAGCCAGUCUCUGCAGGAGUGGAGAGAUCUGCAGAAGGCUGAGAAGGAAGAGAGCGAGCGGCUUGGAGACAUAUGUUUGUCCUUGAGGUUUGUACCAACUGCAGGGAAACUGACUGUGGUUGUCCUGGAGGCCAAGAACCUGAAAAAAAUGGAUGUGGGUGGAUUAUCAGACCCAUAUGUGAAGAUCCACUUAAUGCAGAAUGGCAAACGACUGAAGAAAAAGAAAACUACUAUAAAGAAAAACACUUUGAACCCUUAUUACAAUGAGUCAUUCAGCUUUGAAGUGCCAUCCGAACAAAUAGAGAAGGUGCAAAUAGCAGUGACUGUGCUGGACUAUGAUAAGAUUGGGAAGAACGAUGCCAUUGGGAAACUGCUUCUGGGCGGCAACAGCACUGGGACUGAACUGCGCCACUGGUCAGACAUGCUGGCCAACCCACGCCGCCCGAUAGCCCAGUGGCACAGCCUUAAAUCAGAGGAUGAAGUCAACUCAUUACUUUCCAGCAAGAAAUAAACCAGUGUGCAAGAAAACCAACUAUUUAUUUUAGGCUUAUUUACCGUCCUUCCUUUUAUUCAUCUCCCCAACUAUUUUUGAUUAAACAUUUAUG
Molecule: messenger RNA, 1638 nt
Organism: Poecilia reticulata (guppy)
Lineage: Eukaryota; Metazoa; Chordata; Actinopteri; Cyprinodontiformes; Poeciliidae
Product: synaptotagmin-1-like
Biological process (GO): synaptic vesicle endocytosis; calcium ion-regulated exocytosis of neurotransmitter
Cellular component (GO): axon; plasma membrane; dense core granule
Molecular function (GO): SNARE binding; calcium ion binding; phosphatidylserine binding
Source: RefSeq, a predicted model, not a curated record